GAGAUGAAGAGCAGGCUGGAUGAAGAGGGCUACAGGGACCCCGAACUGAAGCAAUCAAAGAUGUCACUCGAUGAACAAGGCAGUUCCUCCUCGUUGGAUCAGAUCCAGAAGGCGUCAGGGAGCACGGGGGCUGCCCACCCAUCCACCUCCAGCCGGGGGACACAUGAGGCAUAUGUGGAGUUACAAGAACUGGUCAUGGACACAAACAACGAGCUACGCUGGAUGGAGGCCGGCCACUGGAUCAAGCUGGAGGAGGACUUUGAGGAGGCGGGGCACUGGGGGAGGCCACACCUCUCAUACCUGACCUUCCGCAGCCUGCUGGAGGUGCGCAAGGCCUUCACGAAAGGCACUGUCCUACUGGAUCUGCCUGAGAAGUUCCUGGCAGGCAUCACCAAUCAGCUGAUAGACCAAAUGAUCUAUGAAGGGCAGCUCAAACCACAGGACAGAGAGGCGUUCCUGAGAACCCUGCUGCUGCAGCACAGCCACCCAGAUGGGUCUGAAUCCAUGGGGACCCUUUCCCCAGGCCAAAUGGAACGAAAGGACACCAAGGACGAGGUCAUGUCCCAGCCUCUCAUGCAGGAAUAUCACCAGAUCGAGAUGCAGACGCUCACGGGCACGGAACAGGAAGGGCCCCGGGGGCACGCCUUCAGUAAGCAGCUCCUCGAGAAGAUCCCAGAGGAUGCCGAGGCCACGCUGGUCUUCGUAGGCCGCGCCGCCUUCCUGGAUCACCCCACCUUGGCCUUCGUGCGCCUGAAGGAAGCGGUGGAGCUGGACUUGGUCCUGGCGGUGCCGGUCCCCGUGAGGUUCCUCUUCAUGGUGCUGGGACCCGACUCCCCGCAGAUCAGUUACCACGAGAUCGGACGGGCCGUCUCCACCAUGAUGGCAGAAAGGGGGUUCCGUAGGGACGCCUACCUGGCCGAGGAGCGCCAGGACCUGAUAAAGGGCGUGGAGGAGUUUCUGGAUUGCAGCAUUGUCCUCCCGCCCUGCGAGAUCCAGAACGAGCGGCUCCUCAGGAGCCUGGUGCCCAUGCAGAAGGAGCUGCUGCGGAAGCGGUACCUGCCGGACGAGAAGAAGCCGGAAAUGAAGAUCUUAAAGGACUUGGAUCAAGGCCUGGCAGACAAGGCCCUCGAGGAGGAGGACGACGACCCACUGCGGCGGACCGGCCGGCCCUUCGGGGGCCUGGUGCGGGACAUUAAGCGCCGCUACCCCAAAUACCUCAGCGACAUCAAGGACGCCCUCAAUGCCCAGUGCCUGGCCGCCGUCAUCUUCAUUUAUUUCGCAGCCCUCUCCCCCGCCAUCACCUUCGGGGGCCUACUGGGGGAAAAGACAAGCAACCUCAUAGGGGUCUCGGAGCUGCUGAUCUCCACAGCCGCGCAGGGCAUCAUCUUCUGCCUCCUCGGCGCUCAGCCCCUGCUGGUGGUCGGCUUUUCGGGUCCCCUGCUGGUCUUUGAAGAAGCCUUUUUUAAGUUCUGUGAGAGCUACGGCAUGGAGUACAUCGUGGGCCGGGUCUGGAUCGGCUUCUGGCUCAUCCUCCUGGUGCUGGUGGUGGUGGCCUUCGAGGGCAGCUUCCUGGUCCGCUACAUCUCCCGCUACACCCAGGAGAUCUUCUCCAUCCUCAUCUCCCUCAUCUUCAUCUACGAGACCUUCGCCAAGCUCAUCACGAUCUUCCAGAAGCACCCCCUGCGGAAGGAUUACGUGUCGGCCACGGACCCGAAACCCAACACAGCCCUGCUCUCCCUGGUCCUCAUGGCCGGCACCUUCUUCAUCGCCUUCUUCCUGCGCAAGUUCAAGAACAGCGCCUUCCUGCCCGGCAAGCUCCGGCGUGUGAUUGGUGACUUUGGGGUCCCCAUUGCCAUCUUCAUCAUGGCGCUGGCCGACUUCUUCAUCAAGGACACCACAUUCACCCAGAAACUUAGCGUCCCUGAAGGCCUCAAGGUCUCCAACACGACUGCCCGGGGAUGGUUCAUCCAUCCACUGGGGAAAAACAGAGACUUCCCAAUCUGGAUGAUGUUUGGUGCUGCCCUUCCUGCCCUCUUGGUCUUUAUCCUCAUUUUCCUGGAGUCGCAGAUCACAACGCUGAUUGUGAGCAAGCCCGAGAGGAAGCUAGUGAAGGGCUCGGGCUUCCAUCUGGACCUGCUGCUGAUUGUCGGCAUGGGAGGCAUCGGCGCGCUCUUUGGCAUGCCCUGGCUCAGUGCCACCACGGUGAGGACCAUCACGCACGCCAACGCCCUGACGGUGAUGGCCAAGACCACCACCCCCGGGGAGAAGGCCCAAGUCCAGGAGGUCAAGGAGCAGAGGAUUAGUGGGCUCCUGGUGGCCAUCCUUGUAGGUCUCUCGAUCCUCAUGGAGCCCAUCCUGAAGCUGAUCCCACUGGCUGUGCUCUUCGGGAUCUUCCUCUACAUGGGGGUCACCUCCUUGAACGGGAUCCAGCUCUACGACCGCACCCUCCUCCUGCUGAUGCCACCCAAGUACCACCCCGACGAGCCCUACGUCAAGCGGGUGAAGACCUGGCGGAUGCACAUCUUCACGUUCACCCAGAUCCUGUGCCUGGCUGCGCUGUGGGUGGUGAAGUCCACCCCGGCCUCCUUGGCGUUGCCUUUCCUCCUCAUCCUGACGGUGCCCCUGCGCCGCUUCCUGCUCCCCAAGAUCUUCAAGGACAUCGAACUCAAGUGUCUGGACGCAGACGAUGCCGACGUGACCUUCGAUGAGACAGAAGGCCGUGAUGUGUACCAUGAAGUGCAGAUGCCGAUCUGAGCACCUGCUUCAUUGCGUCCUCCAUAUAAGGAGCAGAGGAUUCCUUUCCCAGGCUUUUCAGAGAACCCAGAGUCUGGGUUCAAACAAAUGAGUGUGUGUGUGUGUGUGUGUGUGUGCGUGCGUGCGUGUGUGUGUGGGCAC
Molecule: messenger RNA, 2895 nt
Organism: Terrapene triunguis (Three-toed box turtle)
Lineage: Eukaryota; Metazoa; Chordata; Testudines; Emydidae
Gene: SLC4A1
Product: solute carrier family 4 member 1 (Diego blood group)
Exons: 18
Coding region: 4-2754 (916 amino acids)
Biological process (GO): regulation of intracellular pH; bicarbonate transport; monoatomic anion transport
Cellular component (GO): basolateral plasma membrane; plasma membrane
Molecular function (GO): monoatomic anion transmembrane transporter activity; bicarbonate transmembrane transporter activity; solute:inorganic anion antiporter activity
Source: RefSeq, a predicted model, not a curated record